Messenger RNA from Grammomys surdaster, 1205 nucleotides. RefSeq names its product transient receptor potential cation channel subfamily V member 4-like. The transcript has 4 exons. NCBI's taxonomy places the organism in Eukaryota, Metazoa, Chordata, Mammalia, Rodentia, Muridae. Gene Ontology annotation, biological process: osmosensory signaling pathway; calcium ion import across plasma membrane; actin filament organization. The record is from RefSeq and is a predicted model, not a curated record. The coding region runs from base 28 to 720 and encodes 230 amino acids. Gene Ontology annotation, molecular function: calcium channel activity. Gene Ontology annotation, cellular component: cilium; membrane.
GUCACCCUCCUGAAUCCAUGCACCAACAUGAAGGUCUGUGACGAGGACCAGAACAACUGCACGGUGCCCACGUAUCCCUCGUGCCGCGACAGCGAGACCUUCAGCGCCUUCCUCCUGGACCUCUUCAAGCUCACCAUCGGCAUGGGUGACCUGGAGAUGCUGAGCAGCGCCAAGUACCCCGUGGUCUUCAUUCUCCUGCUGGUCACCUACAUCAUCCUGACCUUCGUGCUCCUGCUAAACAUGCUCAUCGCCCUCAUGGGGGAGACCGUGGGCCAGGUGUCGAAGGAGAGCAAGCACAUCUGGAAGCUGCAGUGGGCCACCACCAUCCUGGACAUCGAGCGUUCCUUCCCCGUGUUCCUGAGGAAGGCCUUCCGCUCCGGAGAGAUGGUGACCGUGGGCAAGAGCUCGGAUGGCACUCCAGACCGCAGGUGGUGCUUCAGGGUGGACGAGGUGAACUGGUCUCAUUGGAACCAGAACUUGGGUAUCAUUAACGAGGACCCCGGCAAGAAUGAGACCUACCAGUACUAUGGCUUCUCGCACACCGUGGGGCGCCUCCGUAGGGAUCGCUGGUCCUCGGUGGUGCCCCGCGUGGUGGAGCUGAACAAGAACUCGAGCGCAGAUGAAGUGGUGGUGCCCCUGGAUAACCUAGGGAACCCCAACUGUGACGGCCACCAGCAGGGUUAUGCUCCCAAGUGGAGGACGGAGGACGCUCCGCUCUAGGAGCCCUGCCAGGGCUGGGGCAGAUAGCCCAGGUUGGCCCUGGCUACACUUACAUUUCAGCAUUUGUCCCGUGUCUUCCCACACACACAUGGGACCUCGGAGGUGAGGGCCUCUGUGAAGACUCUGGGGAGGCCCCAGGACCCUCUGGUCCCCGCCAAGACUUUUGCUCUCAGCUCUACUCCCCUCCACAAGAGGGACGGGGCUCCUGGCUACCUGUCUCACUCCCAUGGAGUCGCCUAAGCCAGCUCAGGGCCCCUCCACGCACAGGGCUCAGGCCCCUAUCUCUCUUGUGUAUUAUUUAUUGCUCUCCUCAGGAAAAUGGCAUGGCGGGGGUCCACCCGCAGCUGGAACCUGGCCAGGGGACGCUGCAGCCCCGACCCACUGCGGAUCUGACCCGCUGCAGCCCUGGCUAGCGUGGGUUUUCUGGACUUUGUAGAGAUCGGGGGCCGCUGGUGCUCAAUAAACGUUGGUUUAUUCUUGGUGGA